Molecule: messenger RNA, 2058 nt
Organism: Ilex paraguariensis (yerba mate)
Lineage: Eukaryota; Viridiplantae; Streptophyta; Magnoliopsida; Aquifoliales; Aquifoliaceae
Source: the annotation of a GenBank genome assembly
CUCAUCAACAUUUUUGGAGUGUGCACUAUGAAAUGCCUGAAUAUUAGCUGCUUUAUUCUGACUGUUUAGUUGACUUUUUGAUGAUCAACAAGCACAAUGAGGUACGCCCCUUGGGUUGAAGCUUUAGUUGUAACAGAGAGUCAAAAAACGCGAGUGCAAGGGAGGGCUAAGGCUGCCCUAAUUUUUGUCAUACGACAAAAGCAACUGGAGAUUUACUGUACAACAAAAGGGAUUGGAGAUGGAUUGGGCGUAGUUAUUGCUGAAUCAUGCAAACCAGACAACAACAACGUAGGCUGUCCAGCCCACAACGGCUAUGUCUCCACCGUACAAGACUCUCACCCUCCGCCUAUCAAAGCCUCCUCCGACGCCACCCUCGGCCGCCACCUCGCUCACCGACUGGUUGAGAUUGGCGUCAACGACGUCUUCUCCGUUCCUGGUGACUUCAACCUCACUCUACUUGAUCACCUUAUUGCUGAGCCCGGGCUUAACAACAUUGGCUGCUGCAAUGAACUCAAUGCAGGCUAUGCAGCCGAUGGGUAUGCCCGGGCUCGCGGCGUCGGGGCAUGUGUUGUCACAUUUACGGUUGGUGGACUCAGUGUGCUCAAUGCUAUUGCUGGUGCUUAUAGUGAAAAUCUUCCGGUUAUAUGCGUGGUGGGAGGGCCUAAUACCAAUGAUUAUGGGACUAAUAGGAUUUUGCACCACACUACUGGAUUGCCAGAUUUUAGCCAAGAAUUGAGGUGUUUUCAGACUGUUACGUGCCAUCAGGCUGUUGUUAACAACUUGGAAGAUGCACAUGAACAAAUCGACACUGCCAUAUCAACCGCCCUCAAAGAAAGCAAGCCUGUGUAUAUCAGCAUUAGCUGCAACUUACCUGCCAUUCCUCAUGCCACCUUCAUCAGAGAACCCAUCCCAUUCGCUCUCUCACCCCGACUAAGCAAUAAGAUUGGACUACAAGCAGCCGUGGAGGCAACAGCCGCCUUCUUGAACAAGGCGGUGAAGCCAGUGAUGGUGGGCGGUCCUAAACUCCGCGUUGCAAAGGCCUGCAAUGCAUUUGUGGAACUAGCUGAUGCUUGUGGCUAUGCCCUUGCAGCGAUGCCAUCAGCCAAAGGACUAGUCCCUGAGCACCACCCCAACUUCAUUGGGACUUACUGGGGGGCUGUGGGCACUGCCUUCUGUGCUGAGAUUGUUGAAUCAGCCGAUGCCUACAUUUUUGCUGGCCCAAUUUUCAACGACUACAGCUCGGUUGGGUACUCCCUCUUGCUCAAGAAGGAGAAGGCGAUCAUCGUUCAACAGGAUAGAGUCGUGAUCGCCAAUGGCCCUGCUUUCGGGUGUGUAUUGAUGAAGGAUUUUCUAAGCGAAUUAGCAAAGAAGCUGAAACGAAACACGACUGCUUAUGAAAACUAUCGUCGAAUCUAUGUUCCUGAAGGGUUGCCUCUCAAAUGCGAGCCCAGUGAGCCUUUGAGGGUUAAUGUUCUGUUCCAGCAUAUACAGAGGAUGCUUUCAAAUGAAACUGCUGUGAUUGCUGAGACUGGGGACUCCUGGUUUAACUGCCAAAAGCUAAAAUUGCCUGAGGGAUGUGGGUAUGAAUUUCAAAUGCAGUAUGGUUCCAUUGGGUGGUCUGUUGGUGCUACACUGGGCUAUGCUCAGUCAAAACCAGAUAAACGAGUGAUUGCUUGCAUUGGGGAUGGGAGUUUCCAGGUGACUGCACAAGAUGUGUCUACGAUGAUUCGGAAUGGGCAAAAGACCAUCAUUUUCCUGAUCAACAAUGGCGGAUACACCAUUGAGGUUGAAAUCCACGACGGGCCAUACAAUGUGAUUAAGAAUUGGAACUACACCGGGAUGGUGGAUGCUAUCCACAAUGGCGAAGGGAAGUGCUGGACAAUGAAGGUGAGUACUGAAGAAGAACUUACUGAAGCAAUUGCAACAGCAACGGUGGAGAAAAAAGAUUGUUUGUGUUUCAUUGAAGUGAUUGUUCACAAGGAUGAUACCAGCAAAGAGCUGCUUGAAUGGGGAUCCAGAGUCUCUUCUGCCAAUAGCCGUCCACCAAAUCCUCAGUAA